This is a messenger RNA of Acinonyx jubatus (cheetah), 4063 nucleotides long. RefSeq names its product shugoshin 1 (gene SGO1). The coding region runs from base 315 to 1892 and encodes 525 amino acids. Lineage: Eukaryota; Metazoa; Chordata; Mammalia; Carnivora; Felidae. The transcript is spliced from 8 exons. The record is from RefSeq and is a predicted model, not a curated record. Gene Ontology annotation, cellular component: chromosome, centromeric region; nucleus. Gene Ontology annotation, biological process: meiotic chromosome segregation.
CGUGACCUCCUGCCAGUCAGCCAAUGGGUGAGCGCGGCGGCGAAUUUCGAAUGUGGUGGCGUUAGCCGGCGGGCGACUGGGGACGGGGCCUAAACCUGGAGGGGCCGGAGCACAGGCUACGCCGGCCAGACAGCUUCGCGAAACCUUGGAAUGUAAGGAGGGCGACAGCUGCGGCAGAAGUGGUGGCCAAGGUACUGUUUUGGACGUACCUGUGGGAGGAAGAUCUCCCGGCCCUCUUCCGGCAACACCCCCCGCCCCCGACUUUCCCCGAGCCCCUCCGUGAAAGAGAAAGCCGCGGGGUUUCCAGGCAGAAGAUGGCCAAGGAAAGGUGCCUUAAAAAGUCCUUUCAAGAUAGUCUUGAAGACAUAAAGAAACGAAUGAAAGAGAAAAGGAGUAAAAAUUUGGCAGAGAUCGGCAAACGAAAGUCUUUCAUAGCUGCUCCAUGCCAAAUAAUCACCAACACUUCUACACUGUUAAAAAACUACCAAGACAACAACAGAAUGUUAGCUUUAGCUUUGGAAAAUGAAAAAUCCAAAGUGAGAGAAGCCCAAGAUAUCAUCUUACAACUGAGAAAAGAAUGUUACUACCUCACAUGUCAGCUACAUUCAUUGAAAGAAAAACUGGCUUCACAACAAACCGGAGAAACUACUCAGAACCAAGAAGUAUGUCCCUUUGGAAUGGCCACCAGUAGUGACAACUCCGGGGAUUUAUUUAUGAAGGAUUUACCACAAGUUCCUCUUCAGGAAGCUCACCUUCCAGGACAAGGAGAAUCAUUCCAAAUAGAAGAGCAAAUACCUAUUUCUCAAGACAGACUGGGAUUUGGUUUGAAUUCAGAUGAUGAUAAAUCUACUGAUAAUGUCUUACCUAGAACUGUAUCUGUCCGUCGCAGUUUAAAGAAACAUUUUAAUAAUCUAUGUCAGUUCAAUACCUUGGAUGAUUUUGAAAUCAGUCAUUUCUCAGAGCACUCCUUUGAAUUGGAAAGAAUUAGAUGUGUAGACCCAGUAGUAAAUAUGCACUUACCUGAAAACGUGGAACAAAAUGUUUGUCAAUGGAAUAAUGAUCAAAUUAACUUAUCACCAAAGCUGAUUGACCCAGAAAGAUCCACUAAAACAAAAGAAGACAUCUUAGAGUAUAAACCUGAACAAACUAAAAAUAAGCGCAGAGGUGCACAAGGAAGAAAAGGAGAAGAGAAAAGAAAAGGUAACAGAAGGAAAAAAUCAAAAUCUGUAUCAAAGUAUAAAGCGAGCAAAAGUGAAAAUAAAAAAACUGUCUCCAAAGAAAAGUUGGAUGAAUCUGUCACUUCCAGUGAUGCCUACAAUUUUAAUUUGGAAGAGGGAAUUCAUCUCACUCCUUUCCGACAAAAAAUUAACAAUGAUUCUAACAGAGGAGAAAACACCAAUGAACCUGAAGUGAGCGUCUGUGAAUCAAGUGGUUCAGGAGAUGACUCUGAUGACCUCUAUUUGCCCACUUGCAAGUACAGUCAAGGUCUCUCCAGUGAACCAGCUGGGAGCCCAGUCAGCAGGCCGAGACCUAAAAGAGCGCUAAAACACAGGGCUGAAAAAGAGAUAGAGGGCACUAAGCUUAUAACAACUCCUAUCAGUGCACUACCUAAAACUCACCGCUCACCUCAUUUUAGCCUGAAGGAUAUCACCAAUGCUCCCUUGUAUCCUGUAUUGAAAGUCAGAAAACUUUCUCUUUCUCCAAAAAAGAAUAAAGAAAGCCCAGCAGUGUCUCUGCCAAAGCGUAGGUGCACAGUCAGUAUGAACUAUAAGGAACCCACACUCAUUUCGAAACUGAGAAGAGGAGACCCUUUUACAGAUUUGUGUUUCUUGAACUCUCCUAUUUUCAAACAGAAAAAGGAUCCCAGACGCAGCUCUAAAAAAAAAGUAUGAAGCAAAUACAGUGAAGUGUUUUCUGGAUGCUGUUUAAAUUCAUCCUACUACACCUCCUAUCUCUCCAAGAGAGAAUCUGUAAGAUAGUCUACAAAAGGGUUGAACUAUUGCCAUGGAAUAUUCUUUGACUGAACCCUAGAUCAUGAAAAUGUCUUCAAAACUAUACUUCAAAUGUGAUGCUUUUUUCUCAUACCACUAAUAAAUUUGGUUUAUUUUUUCUUUUAAAUAAAAAUAACCGGACAUAAGCCCAAUUUCUUAAACUGCCUAAAACUUUUAAUUUUACUCAAAAUGUAUCUUCUGCGAAAGUAAAAUGUGAGAUAAUGAACUGAUGGUUGCUUAGGUUCUGGGACUAGGCAAGUGACUAGCUCUAAAUACCAAGCUAUCUAGGUGUAUACUGUUCGGUGACCCGUUAGCGAAUUAUUAUGUUUGGACUUUCAGGAUAGUUCCUUAGUCGUUACCAUAGUAGGGUCAGUGCAGAUACAGAACAUUUCCAUCACUAUAGAAAGUGAUUGCACUAUUGGGCAAUUUGAAGUUUGGUGUUUUUAUACUUUUAAUAUUUCUCUAUUCUUACUGUUUAUCCCUAGACUGUUAAGAAUCAUUUUGUAUGUUAACAUUUUACAUGAAUGUUAUAUUGUACAUACCUUUUUGCAACUGACUUUUACUUAACUCACCAAUGUUUUUGAGAUUUAUCCAUGUUGGCAGAUGUAGAUUAUUUUCAUCGUACAGUUAUAUAAAUAAACUAGACUUACUAUUUUGAGAGAUAAUUUGCUUCCACUAUUUCCAUUAUUACAAAUUAGUGCUGCGGUGAAUAUUCUGCAUUCUUGCACACAUGUGAGUAAGUUUCCAUGGAGUGGCUACCUAGAAGGGGAGCUGCUCUCUAAAGUGGCUGUACCAAUUCUCCUGACACAAGGAGUGUUAUCACUCUCCUAUGAGCAAUUUAUAAGUUCUAGUUUCCCCACACAGUAUCACUUGGCAUUAUUGGACAUAAAAUUACCUAAGCCAAUGAAUGUGAAAUGGCUUUUGUUUUACUUAUGAGAUAUUAUCUCAUUGAGUUAAUUACUUGUGAGAAUUCAAAUAUUGGUCACUCAUUCCUUCUAUAAAUUAUUGUAUAUUUUGCCCACUUUUCAACUAGAGUGUCUUUUUCUUAAUAGAAUAGGGCUCUUUAUAUAUUCUAGAUAGUAUUCCUUGUCUUUAUUUACAUGGGCUAUAGCUUUCUUUUUCUACUUUAUUUUUACCUUAUGUUUUUUGAUGUUCAAGAAUUUUAAAUAUUAAUAUCCUCUGUCACCUUUUUGCUUAAAAUUUUUCUCUACAAUUUGUUUUGCUUUUUCACUUAGGUCUUUAACUGUGUAGCAUUUUGUGGAAUGGGGAUCUGAUUUUAUUUUCCAUGAGAAUAGCCCAUUGCCUUAGCACUAUUCAUUGACUGAUCUAUCUUUUCCCCACUGAUGAAUACCACUCUCUUUGUCACACACCGAAAUUUCUUUCUAUUGGUUUAUUUGUCUAGCUAUGGUACUGUAUAAUCACUUUUUUUUUUUUUUGGUUUGGCGAUAAAAUAUAGUAUCAUUUUGAUCAUUUUUAAGUGUAUAGUUCAGUAGUGUUAUGUACAUUCACAGUGCUGUGCAAUCAUCAGUUACCCGUCUCCAGAACUUUUUCAUCAUCCCAAACUGAAACUCUGUACUCAUUAAAUAACUGCCCUUUUACUCCACCCCACCCCAUCUCUUAGUAACCACUAUUCUACUUUAUGGCUCUAUGAAAUUGACUAUUCCAGGUACCUCAUGUAAAUGAGUAUAUACAGUAUUUCCCCUUUUGUAUCUGGCUUAUUUAACAUAAUGUUUUAUCCAUGCCAUAGCAUGUUUCAUACAUGUCCACACAUACCAGAAUUUCAUUCCUUUUUAAGCCUCAGUAGUAUUCCAUUGGAUCUAUGUACCACAUUUUGUUUAUCAAUGGGCAUUAGGGUUGUUUCCACUUUUUGUCUAUUAGAAAUAAUGUUGAGGGGCGCCUGGGUGGCUCAGUCAGCUGAGCGUCCGACUUCAGCUCAGGUCAUGAUCUCACAGCUCAUGAGUUUGAGCCCCACGUUGGGCUCUGUGCUGACAGCUCAGAGCUUGGAGCCUGCUUCUGAUUCUGUGUCUCCCUCUCUCUCUCUGCCCCUCCCCCACUCAUGCCACAUCUCUGUC